This is a messenger RNA of Pyrus x bretschneideri (Chinese white pear), 1509 nucleotides long. RefSeq names its product protein ROOT INITIATION DEFECTIVE 3-like. Gene Ontology annotation, cellular component: nuclear pre-replicative complex. Bases 845 to 1165 code for a protein of 106 amino acids. NCBI's taxonomy places the organism in Eukaryota, Viridiplantae, Streptophyta, Magnoliopsida, Rosales, Rosaceae. The transcript is spliced from 5 exons. The record is from RefSeq and is a predicted model, not a curated record. Gene Ontology annotation, biological process: rRNA processing; DNA-templated DNA replication.
CGAAUUAAAAACAAAAAACCACAAGAGAUCUCAGUGAAAAAUGUCGGAAAUCAAUCAACAAUGAACAACAAUUAAAACCAUUUUUCUGUUAUAACAUAUGUGAAAAUGUGAACAAUGAAAAUAUAUACAAAAUUAAUCCACAAUUGGGACAGAAAUUGGAAACUUUCAAACAAUUGCCGACGGCCCCGUUUUGAGAACCUUCCCUGCCUUCUGUGUCUGGCCACGCGCCAUUCAAAAACCCUAGCAAAAAUCUCAGAGAGCAGCACCAUCAACGUUUAUGUGUCCGUUACUCUGUCUGAGAUUCCAAAACGCUCCAUAAAACCCUAGUGAGAAACCCCAGUUCACCAAUCCAAUCCAAUCCAGUCCAAUCGAUCGAUACUUUCUUAUGCACACAACAUGUUUGAUGAAUUGGUUCAAUUGAUAAAGCUUGCAUUUUAAUUGAAUUUGGGAAUUUUGUGCAGCCGCAAGUUGAUGUCAAUGGCUUCCCAGAAGAACCAAUCACUCUGCUUGCUGCAAACAGCGAAGGCACGUACAUUGUUGGCGGAGGCUCGUCGGGGAAUAUCUACUUGUGGGAGCUUAAUUUUCCUAAUAAUUUUUCUUUAUCUCUUUGAAUUUAUCUUUUUUUAAGCUCUGAAAUGCUAAUGAGCAUUUUUUUUUUUUUUUUGUAUUUAUUUAGGUUAAUACUGGUAGACUGAAAAUGGCAUGCUCACAACAGAGGUGUUAGUUGCUUGGUAAUUUUGGAUGAUGGCUCCCUGCUGAUUUCGGGGUCGGAGGAUGGAGGCAUUAGAGUUUGGUCUCUUUAUAGGAUGUUGGCGCAGGAUAUGGUGGAUGCAAAGCCAUUAGCAUGUCAGCAUCCCAGGAUCACACGUGUUUGGAGCGUAGGAAGUGGGAGAUUAUUGAGAAAUAUUGUUUUCCUACUAUAAUUGAUGCGAUUGCACUGGAUACUGGUGAAAAUGUCUUCUUUGCCAGUGGUAGAAAUUGCAAGAUAUAUGUUGCUGCACUUAAUGCUGAGAGCCUGCUUAACAGCAACAAAGUUUUUACUUGCUUAGCAUAUGGCAUUUCUGGAAAUUAUUUGAUUUCUAGAUUAGAAGAUGGCGUGUUCGAGUUUGGGAUGCUAGAACUCAUAAUAUUCUUCGCGUGUUCAAAAAUGCAAAAGGUCCAGUGAAUAAUAUUCUAGUCGUUCGACAACACUUUUCUGAGAAAUAUUGUUCUGACUUCAAUUGAAGACCUCAUACAAGUUUGGAUCACUUUGCAUUAUGUCCAGACGAUCUUCAUUCUCCCCGAAAGCAAAGGAAAUGACCAUUCUGCUGAAAUUUGUAAUGCAGCAGCCAACCACCGGUUCUACUAAUGCAUGCAGGCUUCUCUCCCUUUCAAAAGAUCAACGAAACAUGCAUGCAUAAACUAAACACCCCAAUUAAUUUUGAGAUUACCUGUUUCUGCACUCUUCCUUUUUGAUGAUUUUGCACCCGCCCAAACUCAGCUCCAAUGUAGUGGUUUCGGUUUAUUUCA